Suillus subalutaceus is the source of this 944-nucleotide messenger RNA. RefSeq lists its product as uncharacterized. The coding region runs from base 291 to 740 and encodes 149 amino acids. The transcript has a single exon. The record is from RefSeq and is a predicted model, not a curated record. NCBI's taxonomy places the organism in Eukaryota, Fungi, Basidiomycota, Agaricomycetes, Boletales, Suillaceae.
CGCUGCUUGCGCACAGAUCAGGUGUAGCAUGUUCCUCUCUGCCCCGUUAUUCUUCACUCAGCCGUGCUCUGUCACGAUCUAAAACACUUUGGCAUCUCGUUCCUUUCAUUCAUCACCACGAAGACAUGCCGAGCUCCCGAAAUCGCCCUCUAAAUCAUUUGCAUUUGUCGAUAUCUGUCCUCACUCGUGUCAAUGGUCCAUCGUGCAUCAUGUUCCGUCUCCUUUCCUCUCCUCAAGGCCUGAUGAUUCACAACUGAUCUGCCAAAUGAACAAGGUUUUGCAUUCUUCGAAUGGAUGUCUUUGUUACCGACAAUUGUCAUUCAAACCUUGAACUGCAUGGAGUUAGGAGAAUGCUAUCUAGAUGUACAGAAAGCCUCGGUUGGCUCGAAUCCCAGUACAUCGGCCAUGAUUCCAAACUUCCCUUACGACUAAUUUCCAGAUAUUCCUCAACCCACCAUGCCUGCUGGCGAAGCAGUAACGUCGAUGCUCGUAUUCUUCUCAUGCUCAACAUUGUUACUCCCGAUGGAUACAGCGACUUGUCUGAGGACAUGGGAAUAUCGAAGGCCUGUGCAUUCUUCGGUCAAGAAGACACAUCGAAGUGGGCUCCUGGAGAGAGUCAGCAGACUGCCAUUGAAGCUCAGCGCGCAGAUAAAGCAGCGGAUGUUGGCUGUGUGUAUGUCAUGUAUGUUGAUACCGAAGUGCACAGACCAGUCUCGAGGCGCUUUCUGGGCGAUCCAUAGUCGGACGCUCCAUUCUCGCUACAGUUUUGGACGAGGCCAAUCAAACGACGCCCCACUUAACUUGAUCUUUGCCUCUCUGCCAGAUGCUCCUCCGCUCUCCACCUCUUGAUUGAUCACUCCUUUUGGGAGGUUAGGAGUGGUUAUCUAGUUGCUCAGUUGUGUGUACGUCCUGUACCGUUUCUGAUGUUGUUCCGUACAGAUGCU